Molecule: messenger RNA, 558 nt
Organism: Necator americanus (New World hookworm)
Lineage: Eukaryota; Metazoa; Nematoda; Chromadorea; Rhabditida; Ancylostomatidae
Exons: 1
Coding region: 1-558 (185 amino acids)
Source: RefSeq, a predicted model, not a curated record
AUGGGCAGCAUUCGCAGCCGUCAGGAAGCUACGGACCAACUGACGGACCAUGAUCUUCGUGCCCAUCUGUUCGACUCGACAGUCCUUCCAGCGCUCUGUUACGCAGCGGAGACGUGGGCAGACACCGCGGCCACGUCUAGGAAGCUACUUAUUACCCACAGAGCCCUUGAGAGAUGUCUCCUGAAGUUUAACCGGCGCACACAACACCUUGCCGGUCUUCGUAGCUCCGACUUAAGAGGAAUGUCCCGUCUUCGCGACCCAGCGGAAUAUGUAUCGAAAGCAAAACAUAGAUGGGCCGGUCACAUCAUGAGAAGAAUCGACGAUAGAUGGACUAAAAGAACGCUAGAGUGGAUCCCAAGGGACGCUAAACGCCCCCGAGGGAGACCGCCAACGAGAUGGAGUGACGUGUUCGCUGCACGGAUGGACCAGCUGAGAGCUCAGCUGGAUACGGCUCAAGGACCUCGUCAACGUCACUCACGAAGCUUGAGAACAUCUUGGAUGACAAUGGCGAGGGAACGAAACGAGUGGAAGAGAUGCUGGGGCCCGCACGUCGAGUGA